AUGGUAGCAUUCCUGGCACACGUAGGUCUUACAAUGUAACCAAAAACUAUUUUUUUAAAUUUGAAGUUUGUUUUUUUGUUAUAUUUUAAAAGUGCCAACCACAGCCUCUUCUCCAACAACAAUUCCUUAUAUUAUUUUCAGCAUGUCCCCUCGGAUCAUGUAUGCUGUCAACCAACCCAGAAUGUGUAAAAGUGCUUGGUGUUUCAGUUUGUUGUACGUUUUUUACAUAAUUAUUAAAGCUUGACCUGUAAAAAGACCGACAAACCCUUUUCAGCCAGCCUACGGACCGGGCCUCGAGUUAGGCCUUUGCUUUUGGGAUUACGGUAGCCAGCCAGGACCCUUUCAAAUUAGCGUUGACCUGAUAUCAGGCCUAAUUAAAACACAAAAAAAAUGUGUUGAAGAUAGCUAGCAUACAAAUCCAAACGCUAAAGAGCAAAAGAACAAGGGCAACAGAAAGACCCCUGUAGACCUCGCAUCCGGCCUGAAGCAGAGCAAACUUCAUCUGCUCGGGCAAAGGCUAAAUGAAACCGUCACAAGUUACCACGUACAAACUCGGGAGAUAUAGAUUAGAUUAGUUAAUUAGUUGAAAUCAAACAAUUGCUGACAUGUGUAGUUUUAUUAACUCUAAACUUUUUUCUUAAGGUCCAUCAAGUGACACAACUACGUCAACUACUCCGAGUACACCUACAACACCCACGACACCUACAACUCCCACCACCCCAACUACGCCUACGACUCCAACCACCCCUACAACUCCUACGACACCCACUACUCCGACAACGCCUACCACCCCCACGACUCCAACGACGCCUACCACUCCCACUACUCCAACUACUCCGACCACACCUACUACGCCUACCACUCCCACUACUCCAACUACUCCGACCACACCUACCACGCCUACAACUCCCACAACGCCUACUACUCCAACCACUCCAACAACGCCUACAACACCAACUACACCUACCACUCCAACUACUCCGACCACCCCUACGACUCCCACAACCCCUACCACUCCAACAACACCAACUACGCCCACUACUCCUACCACGCCAACUACGCUACCUACGACACCAACAACUCCAACAACACCUACCACGCCCACUACUCCUACCACUCCCACAACGCCUACUACACCAACGACACCAACUACACCCACAACCCCUACAACUCCUACCACGCCGACAACCCCAACGGCACCGACCACUCCAACUACACCUACAACUCCCACGACCCCUACCACACCUACGACACCAACGACGCCCACUACUCCCACUACACCGACGACUCCCACCACACCUACUACUCCAACCACCCCUACAACUCCGACUACACCAACUACGCCUACUACCCCUACUACGCCAACUACCCCUACUACGCCUACUACCCCUACUACGCCAACUACCCCUACUACGCCUACUACCCCUACUACCCCUACUACGCCAACUACCCCUACUACGCCUACUACCCCUACUACGCCUACUACCCCUACUACGCCAACUACCCCUACUACGCCUACUACCCCUACUACGCCAACUACCCCUACUACGCCUACUACCCCUACUACGCCAACUACCCCUACUACUCCUACAACUCCGACCACACCCACUACACCCACUACGCCUACGACACCUACGACGCCGACGACCCCUACUACCCCGACAACGCCAACCACUCCCACGACACCCACAACUCCUACCACUCCAACCACACCUACCACGCCUACCACGCCUACCACUCCAACAACCCCUACCACUCCAACGACACCCACUACUCCGACAACGCCUACCACCCCCACGACUCCAACGACGCCUACCACUCCAACCACACCUACCACGCCUACCACGCCUACCACUCCAACAACCCCUACCACUCCAACUACUCCGACCACACCUACUACGCCUACCACUCCUACAACUUCUCCCGGUUGUGCUGGUACGGCUCCAGAUAGGUCAUCAGAUUGCAAAAACAAAGCUCAAAUGUGUACUGUACCUGCCUAUGUAAAUCUAAUGAAACAACUUUGUCCAGCCACCUGUGGUUGUGUUUCUGCAACGCCAGGUGUGCCAACAACCACGCCUUCAGGAAGUAG
Molecule: messenger RNA, 2089 nt
Organism: Bursaphelenchus okinawaensis
Lineage: Eukaryota; Metazoa; Nematoda; Chromadorea; Rhabditida; Aphelenchoididae
Source: the annotation of a GenBank genome assembly